UCCGAAGACAUCUACGGAGAAAAAUGGGAUCGCUGCCUGUCAGAGUCCGCUAUUAAAAUUGGAAGACCAUGGCCUGUUGUUUUUGGAUCAGGAAUUGGGAUAGGGAUUGGAUAUGCUAAUUGUCAGCAUGACUUCAUUCAUCCUAACUUGGUGCAUGGGAGA
Molecule: messenger RNA, 162 nt
Organism: Helobdella robusta
Lineage: Eukaryota; Metazoa; Annelida; Clitellata; Rhynchobdellida; Glossiphoniidae
Exons: 2
Cellular component (GO): mitochondrial inner membrane; mitochondrion; MICOS complex
Source: RefSeq, a predicted model, not a curated record